Molecule: messenger RNA, 5451 nt
Organism: Lymnaea stagnalis (great pond snail)
Lineage: Eukaryota; Metazoa; Mollusca; Gastropoda; Lymnaeidae
Source: the annotation of a GenBank genome assembly
GGUUAAACAUAAACACUGCAAUCAAGGCCUACUCCACUGACCACAAGCAUAACCAAUCGAUUAAAGACCAGGAAAAGUAGAGUAGGGGCAGUAGAAACGUUUCUGUAGUACUGUGUGCUAAUUUGAGUGUGAUCAUGAUAAGAAUCUAGAGAUUUCAGCAUUCUGAGCUAUGUCUUUAUCAAUACGACACUGCAGAAAUCUUAUAAGGGUAUGUUUAUGUAAUAUCAUUUAAUAUGCAAACUAUGACUGUUAUGUAAAUGUCAUGUAGAAUAUGCACACACUAAGAGAUUAUGAUUAUGCCAAAUGGGUGGCUCACCAUAAUUAUUAGUCAGGGCUAAAACAGGGAGCCCUAUUGUAGCCUAUGUUCAUGGAGAUGGUUGAGAUCAGGACCAGUAGCAUAAAUAAAAAAAGGAAAAAGUGGGGGGAGGGGGUGAGUGUGAAGACUGUGACUCUCCCUUCAGCCCUCCUGUUAAAAUGUUCAUAUUAUAUUAAUUAUCAACACUAUUUAAUAGAUGGCAAGAUAGGUGUGUGGUUGCGCAAUUUUGACAGUUCGCCCUUUGACUAGCAUAUAGUCAAGGCAUGCCACUGUGAAACAACUGAUACCAGUAUGCAAAGUCUGCAAAGUCACACCCAACUCCACCACACACACUGCCUCGUCCCCUCUUACACUCCCUCCCCAAAACCUAUAGGUUCUCAUUCCAUACUUCCCCCUAGACCUCUUAGCCUCUUUAAGUGACACCUCCCUCUCUUUAUUCAUGCACCCCACCCAGGCUCUUAUCCCAUACUUCUACACACCCACCCAAACUGUCAUCCCAUACUUCUACAUGCCCACACAUGAUCUCUCAAACCUUUUCCUACCAUAUCCCCUCUAAUCCCCAACCUUAACAGCAACUUCUGUCUUGUAUACUGUUUACUAACAUUCAACAGUCAGAUUCAUUCAAAGAUACUCACCCUUUUAAAAAAAAGCUUUAAAAGGGGGACAUCAGAAAUUGUUCCAUUGUACAAUAAAAUUUGUUGCUGAUCUGGAUAUUUACUUUAAAUAAUGAACACACACUUUUUUAAAGCACAUUUACAGCCACACACCCAGUAUAUAAAAUUACUUUUUAUAUACUACACUAUGUUAACUUUUCCCUGACUAUUUUUACAAUUGAUGCUUAUGUUAGGGGUUUUAAUCUAAUUAUUAUUUUUAAAGAUAAUGUAGCUAUAUGCAUAUCAUAAUAACUUAAAUUACAUCACAUAAAUAAACUUUCAAUGAUUUAUUACAAAGUGCUAAUGAUUUUAUCAAAUGCCCAAUAAAGGUUGCUUUAUGACAGGGGUCUCAAACUCAAAUCAUCCGGGGGCCGCAGGAGGUAGAGUCUGAGUGAGACCGGGCCGCAUCAAGUAUUCCACACAAAAAAAGCGAUUAAAAAUUCAUUAAAGUUCAUCUGUUACAAUCUGCUCAAAAGUUAUUUAUACAGAAUAAAAACAUUAAGGGUUCUAAAGAACUAGGUGUCACUUUCUUCCCCGCUGUUUGUUGUUGCCAUAGACCUGUCAGCGCUUCUUCUUACACAGCUGAGCGACAUUUGGCUUGAGUGAGGAAGCAACUGAGACCAUCAGUAUAGCUUGCAGAUGCUCAUCAGUUAGUUUGUCCCUGAACUUUGACUUGUUAAAGUUCAUAGUGGAAAAGAGCUUUUCACACAGAUGGGUACUUCCAAAAAGGCACAUGAUCAAAUAGAACACCUGGAAAUCUCAGUGAAGGUGGAGGGCAAUGCUCUCAUAAAUUGUCCAUGCUUGUCGGUUUUUGCAUUCACCUCCCUGAACUUAGAAUUGCACUGAAGAUAAAUCAGCUGGGGGGUGGGGGAAUCUUCCACAUUAAAGGAGAAAGGGUCAGCAAAAAGUUGAAAAGUGGCAUUGUGUGUUUUGAAGUCUAAAAACAUAUGAUCAAAUUCUUCCUGUAGCUUUGCAAAGGCACCAGUAUACUUACUACUAAGUUACUACUGAGUGGUGUGCUCGAGUCCAUGAGUACUUUACAUGUUGGGAAAUUGCACAAGUUUUGUGCAGAAUUCCCUGAUAUUUGAUAGGCACCACUGACAAGCUACCCCUCGUCCUGUAACUUAUUGUUGAGUACAUUCAGCUCAAUGAGCAAUUUGGGAUCACUUAGUACCAUGAGCAAUUUGGGAUCACUUAGUACAGGAACAACCACCACAUCCUUAUCCAAUGAGGCUUCACAUGUUAAAACGUGUUCAGAGAGUAAGGAGAAGGCAAUAUUUAUGAAUUCUAUAUGCGACGAAGAUGUUAUUUUAGGGAGAAUGAAUUUUGUUUUUUUAUCGGAAAAAGCGUUUUUUUGACUAAACCUGUUGUGUAAGGAAGCAAGCUGACAGUCUUGGAAUUUACCUCACUUGUAAGCACUAGCGGCAAUUUUAAUAGGGAUUCUUUGAUACCAUGUCAGAUUGCUUCGAUUUACACAAUUAUGGUUGUGCAUUACCCAUUAAAUGAAAUUUUAAACUUUUCUCAAAAUCACGCUUUGGUUUUGGUCAUGUUUGUCUCAUAAAGUGCUAAAAAAUAAAAACAUUUAAUCCUAUUUUAAAAUGGUUUUUACCACCAUAAUCCAUGUCCAAAUUGAUACAAACAUAAUAAAAAUUAGACUAGUUGGUGAGAUUCGACUGAAACCGUCGGGGAGGGUCACAUUAUAGAUGAAUGGGGAAAAUGCGCGGGUCGCAUUAAAACUAAACUUUGAUAUCAUGUGGCGGGCCACGAAUAGCCCACGGGCCACGAAUAGCCCACGGGCCACAAGUUUGAGACCCCUGCUUUAUGAACUGAACUCAAUAUUGCACAUAAUAAUGGAUAAUUUAUAUAGAUAUGACUUCAUAAAGUGAAGCUGUUUGAUGAAAGUCUAAAAAAUUUCACAUUUCUAGGUACUCUCCAAACCCACAACAGUAGUGCGACAUGCAUCCCAGGGAGAUAACUCUAAAAAGCAACAGAUUUCACGUUAUCCCAUCCCAGAUUCAAGCCAUGUGCCUGAAGAUAUGCAAAGGCUGAUGGAGGAGGCAAAGGAGAAAGUAAAUACUUUAAUAACCGUGAUUUAUUUAAAUGUCACUUGAAUUAACUCAUUUUAUUACUGAUAAAUUGUUAGGUGAAGUAUAUUUUUGCCUGCACACAAAAUAAGUGUUUCAUUUUGCAUGCUUUUCACACACAGUUUGGCUGUUAAAAGAUUUUAAAACAUUUUGACUUUACUGACAGGCAGGCUUUGUUCCGAAUGUCUUCCAAGCCCUGUCACACAGACCCAAAGAAUUACGGGCAUUUGUAAAUUAUUAUGAUACAGUUAUGGAGGACCGAGCAGGAGGUAGCAACUGAUUUUCUCUAGUAUUAAAUUUUAAUAUUUUGAUUAUAUUUUUUGGUUAGGGAUAUAGAAUUAAGUCUGAGGAACCUUUCCUACUUAUCUCUAGAAUUUAUUUGAUCAGGAAAUAUCAUGGGUAAGUAAUUGCACUCACAGAAAUGGGGUUUAAAUGUGAACUCAUUGUCCUGCUAGCCAUAGCCAAAUGAUACGGCCUAUCUCUUUAGACCAUAAAUGUUUAGGAAGAAAUAACUGGAACAAAUAUUCCCUUUCUGUCCAAGAAAUUGCAGAGUUCAGUCAAGCUCACCAUGCAGCCCUAUUGUUUGUGCUCGUCAGUGGAUUAAUGUACUUGGAGCAACAAUGUUCCAAUUGUCGUAGGCAGUACAUAUAGAAAUUGAUAUGCAGAAGUUAAGAGACACCCAUGGCUUUCGACUUUCUAAUGGUCCUUGAUAAAUUAAAAAAAAAAUAUAUUUAAUAAUAAUAAUAAUAAAGUUCAUUUAAAAAACACGCUUCAUCCCCAAAGGCUCGAAGCGCGGUACAAAGUCAACAAAAAACAUAUCUAUAAUUCACCACAUUUAAAACAAACACAACACUACAAAAACUAAUUACAAGCAUACAAUAUCAAAGUCAGCGCUUAACUGUAAAUGUGUUAAAAAUCAGAGAAUUUUAUCUUUUUAAAAGUAGAAUUCAGAGUCUCGGUGAAAAAAUCUAAUCUGUUCUUAUUUAAAUUGUUACUUUGAUUCAUUUUUACUUCAGGAACCCCAUUUUCCAAAAUGUGAGGCUGGGUUUCACAUUCAUUCUGCAGAUUUUUCACUCUACAAUGUGUUUGUACUGCAAGGCACCACGCCAUUGACUAUACCCAUUCUCUCAUCCUUGCAUAUUAGAGGUCCCUAUUAUUCACUGGAUAGUUGCACACCCUCCCCUACCAAAGAAAAUUUAAAUAGUCUCAAAAUAAUUGGAUAAUCUCCCCUCUUUAUCCUUAAUUACUAAUAAAAAUUUUAAAAGAAAUGGUAAAUGUGAUCACUUCAUAUUAAAUAAAAAUUUAUGAUUGUAAUUUUUUCCCCCAAAAUCUCAUGAAAGUUUUGGAUAAGCUUUUCUGUUUAAAUGGAUUACAUGACAAUUUUUUUAACUUAAGCUUGCAUUUAAUACUUUCACUUGCUUGUUACAAACCUCAGUUUUAUUAAAUCUUGUUACGAACCACAGUAAUUCAAUUACUACACCUUGUUACAAACCACAGAAAGUAACUUAUUACAUUUUAUAUUUUAAAACCAGGUCACUUAUCAAAAGCAGACAAAGAAAUGAUAAUUGUUGCAGUCAGUGCUUACAAUAAAUGCAGAUACUGCAUCAUUGCUCAUAGUGCAUUAUUCAGGAUUUAUUCAAAGAACAGAAUUCUGGCUGAUCAGGUAGGACAAACAGGAAGUUUCAUCACUUUUACUUAAAUUUAAGUUAAUUAAUUUUUUCAAACACUUGAUGCAUUUUGUUUGUUUUCAUUUUCAAUGCUCCUUGUCUUAAUGUUGAUAUAAUGUUUUUUGUAUGCUAAGACUCAAAAUUAUCUUAUUGAAAAUAAAAAAUAAAAAAAUAGAUUGAACAUGAGUAAGCUGAUUUGAUUCUUUUUAUGUACAAAUAAAAGAUUGCUGCUAAUUGGGAGACUGCUGACAUUGAUGAAAGACAAAGAUCUAUUUUAAAGUUUGCAAUGCUCAUUGCUACAUGCCAGCCGUUGUCAGACAAGGACUUUGAAGUAUUGAGUCAACAGGGCCUUGAUCAGGAAGAUGCUUGGGACAUCGGAUCAGUUGUAGCCUUUUUCUCUCUUUCUAAUCGAAUGGCUUUUCUUACCAGCAUGGCGCCCAAUGAAGAGUUUUACAUGCUUGGAAGAUUACCCAAAUCACCCAAAUAAAAGUGUUGGUGACAUCAUGAAUAUAUUCAAUCAAAAUUUAAUCAGAUUCUUCUUACUACCUGAACUUACUAUAUGCAUAUGCUCUCCCAAAUAAAAGGUAAAAAUAUUGCUAUGUAUUUCAUGUAUGUGUUGGAAGAGAGGUAUUUUAUAGACUUGUAAAUAUGAUAAUUUCAAUUACUGUAUGUAAUGCAUGAUCUGUUGCUGUUAUUUGAAUUCCAUUAAAAAAAUUAAUGUAGUCAGUUUU